CAGUCUGACAACACUUCCAAUUCUACUCAGAACAAGCCCUCUCUCCACAGUAGAGCAGUGUAACCUCUUCCAUUAAGAUCAGGCUCUGAUAACUGGAUUACACCCAGCCUGCAGGAUCAAAUUGCAAGUCUUUUGCUGUUCCCCCACCUUGCCUGAGGGGGAGAAUCUCUUUUGCAGACUCUCAGAAAAAUCAAAUUGCAUCUAAGACUAUUUUUUAAAAAAAAUUCCUCAGGAACUGUGCUGGGUCAUGACUAUUGGUUAAAAAUAAAUCUUCAAGGCAGCUUCAAACAGACCCUGAGGGAAAAUAUGGUUUGAGCCUGGAGACAACUGUUAGCUCAAUCCCUUUAAUUUUUAUAUUGAGUAUCAAAAAAUAUUGCUGGCAGAAGAGAAAGAAAAAAAAGAUUUGUCAUUUGGACCGUUACCAGCAUUAGAAGACAAGGACCUCCAGUGGAAGGAUCUCAUUUUAUAUGACAUUUUAAAGUCAAUUUUAAUGAUGGAAAAAAGGGGAAUCCUGGUGUUUCUAAUUCUCUUCACUGUUUUUAAGCCUUUGGUCAUGGCUGAACCAGAAGGAGGACAGAAUUUUUCUGGAGAACCAACUCAGUUGGGUGUUACUCGAAAUAAGAUUAUGACAGCCCAGUAUGAGUGCUACCAAAAAAUCAUGCAAGAACCUAUUCACAGGACAGAAGGACCUUACUGCAAUAGGACCUGGGAUGGCUGGCUGUGUUGGAAUGAUGUUGCUGCAGGGACUGAAUCAAUGCAACAUUGUCCUGACUAUUUUCAGGAUUUUGACCCUUCUGAAAAAGUUACAAAAAUAUGUGACCCAAAUGGAAACUGGUUUAAACACCCAGAGAGUAACAGGACCUGGACAAAUUAUACUCGAUGUAAUAUCCAUACCCACUUGAAAGUACAGACGGCAUUGAAUUUGUUUUAUCUUACCAUCAUUGGACACGGAUUAUCUAUUGCAUCACUGUUGAUUUCUCUUGGAAUAUUCUUUUAUUUCAAGAGUUUGAGCUGCCAGCGGAUCACUCUGCAUAAGAAUUUGUUCUUCUCUUUUGUUUGUAAUUCUAUUGUCACAAUCAUCUGGCUAACUGCUGUGGCCAACAACCAGGCAUUAGUUGCAACCAAUCCUGUGAGUUGCAAAAUAUCCCAGUUUAUUCACCUUUAUCUGUUGGGAUGCAAUUAUUUUUGGAUGCUUUGUGAAGGAAUUUAUCUACAUACACUGAUUGUAGUGGCUGUGUUUGCAGAAAAGCAACACCUGCUGUGGUAUUAUCUUCUUGGCUGGGGAUUCCCACUGAUACCUGCCUGUUUACAUGCUAUUGCAAGAAGUUUAUACUACAAUGACAACUGCUGGAUCAGUUCUGAUACUCAUCUCUUAUACAUCAUUCAUGGUCCAAUUUGUGCGGCUUUAUUGGUGAACCUCUUCUUCCUGUUGAACAUUGUGCGUGUCCUCAUCACCAAAUUAAAAGUCACUCACCAAGCAGAGUCAAAUUUGUACAUGAAAGCAGUAAGAGCAACCCUCAUUCUUGUACCACUGCUUGGAAUUGAAUUUGUACUAAUUCCUUGGAGACCAGGAGGACUAAUUGCUGAAGAAAUAUAUGACUAUAUCAUGCACAUCCUCAUGCAUUACCAGGGUCUUUUGGUCUCCACAAUUUUCUGCUUUUUUAAUGGUGAGGUUCAAGCAGUUUUGAGAAGACAUUGGAAUCAAUAUAGAAUUCAAUUUGGGAGCAGCUUUUCCAAUUCAGAUGCCCUUCGCACAGCUUCUUAUACCGUGUCUUCUAUCAGUGAUGUUCAUGGCUACACUAAUGAGCUUGGUAGUGAACAGUUAAAUGGAAAAAGCUUCCAUGACAUGGAAAAUGUGGUUCUGAAAACAGAAAAUUUCUAUGCUUGAUUACAGAGGAAUUACAAACUUUAUUACCAAUUUUGCACCCUUAUUACUGAAGGAAUUAUAUUCAUGACUCUAUGGCCAGAAGAUUUCUAGCUAACAUGGACUUGUUUCUCUUGAGUGCCACAAAAAUAGCCCAUAAGUACAUUAGCAUAUGUUGGUAAGAGUACAUACAUGCACAUUAAGCUUGAGUCUACCCUUCAGGUCUGGGAGACUGUUCACCAUGUAUAUAUCCUCCCUGUCACGGAGGGCAGAAGAGCGUCUCUGGUGCAUCAGUUUGAUGCAUCAGCAAAUAGUCUGAUCCCUUCCUACAACUGCACAGUGGUCAGAAGAGGAGCUAGUACUUACGCUGCCAGUUGCUCCCAUCCCCAGAAAAAUCAACAGAGCAGAACUGCUAUGCUCACUUGCUGACUCACCUUAGCCCCACUCUGGACCAUGUUCCCUUGAGAUGGCAUGUUAUGCACAGGACUGGCAAUGUGCACAGGACGGGGCUGCAGAGCAUUUAUUGCAGCAAGCAGAGUAUGUGACUUAAUUGUAGACCCUUUUUCCUCUCUCACAAACUAGGUGGAGUGAGUCCGGUCAAUAGAAAGUAUAUGUAAACAGAAACUUUUACUCUUGAGUUUCUACUAUGUAGACAGUCAUCAGCUCAUUCUGUAUGGUGAACUUUGAUGAAGGAUUUCUUAAUUUCUGUGGAGUCUAUAUAAAGCCUUUGUUGUGAAAGUGAUGUCAUAUUUUCAAGAACCUAGCUUGUAAAUAAUUUUAAUGCAUUUUUGUCCAUAAACUUAGAUAGCUUGAUGGUAUAUGCAGGUUAAUUUUUAAUGCAAGAAGUGCCAUGGCUGAUUAUGCUAAAAAAUAAGAGUCUGGAGUACCUAUACUAGGCCAACUCAUUUAGGAAUAUCAUAGAAACACAACUAGAUGCCAGCAUCAGAAUUUUGAUGAUGAGGGAAAGAAAAAAAUUUAUAGUGUAAAAUAAAAAUAUUCUUCACAAAGCAAAACUCCAAUCAAGUGGAAAACCUUAGAAUGAGGUUGGCAUAUUUGGGGGGCAUUUUCUUUUAAAAGUUAUGCCUAAGUAAUGAGUGUUCUAUAUAUGUUUAUUCUAUUUUAAUUACAAAUUAAUAUCUUAACCCUGAAAAGUGACAGAAAAAAUGAAUAAUUUUAGGUCUGUUAAAUACUGUCUUGCUAAGAUAUUUUAUACAUUUAUGAAUUUCAUAUUCAUGGACCACGGCAUUCUAGUGAAUUUGGUUAUGCUGAAAAAAUAAUACAAAAUUUUAAAAAGUAUUCCAUCUAAAGAAAUGAAUAAUACAAUUUGUGUAUCGUUUCAAAUGCUUUGUUUUCUGAACAAAAAGAAUAUUUUGAAUAUAAUUUGAGUUAAAGUACAACAAAUAAAAAAAGUAUAUAUUAGUAGGGAACUACAGUUCACAGAAAACCUACUAGAGUAUUAAGAUGAAGUGAAAGACUUACCCCAAAACUGAUAUACCUCCUGUGUAACAGAACAUUGGCUUCACUAAAGCAAACUCCUGGUUGAUCAUCAGAGGAAUCAAAAUAUGUCUUCUUCAGAACACUUUACUGGUAAAUGGAUAUUUGAACGAGAAUUAUUUGGUGUGAUUGAGAAGUAUACACAGUUGUUAAAAUGUAAUAGCAUAUGACUAAUUAUUUGGCUAUUAUGGUGCUUACCAGUAUUCAUAAUUUCUUAGUCUUCAGUUGUUUCUGAAUACAGAAGGGUUUUUGUUACAAUUAUUAUUGUUGUUGUUUUUAAAUGCUCUAGGAAAAUUUUCUGGUCAGUGAAAAUGAAACAAGUUAGAUAAAUGAACUGGCUAGUAAAUGUAUGAAUUAUAAAUUAUCCAGAUGUUGUGACUAUGCUAAUACCAAGUUGCAUGGAAUUGACAGUAGAUAUCAGAUAAAUAAUGAUAGGCUGUUCUGACCUUCCAACUGGUUAAAGCACAUUAAAAUGGUUUUCUGUUUUUGUUUAA
Molecule: messenger RNA, 3852 nt
Organism: Vombatus ursinus (common wombat)
Lineage: Eukaryota; Metazoa; Chordata; Mammalia; Diprotodontia; Vombatidae
Gene: CALCRL
Product: calcitonin receptor like receptor
Exons: 15
Coding region: 491-1888 (465 amino acids)
Biological process (GO): cell surface receptor signaling pathway; angiogenesis; adenylate cyclase-activating G protein-coupled receptor signaling pathway
Cellular component (GO): plasma membrane
Molecular function (GO): calcitonin gene-related peptide receptor activity; calcitonin receptor activity; adrenomedullin receptor activity
Source: RefSeq, a predicted model, not a curated record